GGGGGGGGGGGGCGUGGCGUGUAUCAUGCCGUCGUGUGUCGAAAAUAACCACCGAAGACUCGAAUAGCGACUAUAGCGGUUGCUCGAACAGUAUUCCCCACGCUUGCUUGACAAGUAUGCUCGCUGCGUUUGGUGCUAAUGGUCAGUUCACGAAGGCUGCCUGCGGCAAGCGCUGUUAUAAUGCCUUACUGAAAGCCUUACGCUUGGAACCAGUUGCUCCGCCUCCCAAGAAGCAAAUUUCGUGGCAUAACGACGGACCGGAUGCAAGUGUGAGCUCUCUAAGUGCGUUGAUCAAGUGGAUGACUGACGGGAACAGUUCUCAUCGCUAUCAUGGAGGUGAUGGCCAAAGUGGAGAAACGAAGCAAGUACUGGCUGGUGAGGUCAUAGCAGCCAUUGUUGCUAGUGGUGUGCGUAGCGCGGCCGCAUCCUUUCUAGCAUGGAGCACAAUCUCCAUCUUCCGGAGGGCGACUAUUAUAGACGUGCGCUUGAACGUGGCAUCGCGAAGAAACUCUUGAUCUGCUGCUGCAAAACCGAAAGGAGGUGGUCAAUCGUCUGCCUGUUUGAUUGGCUAAUAGUAUUUUCUCGAUGAGGUUUUUGAAAAAAAAAAAAAAAAUUUAACUGCUGCGAGCAUUGACAACCCCUAAUGCUUCCUGCAAUAAAAAUCUGAUUCGUUCUAUUACCACCCGGCGUUGACCCCUCGAAUAAAGUUUGGGACUUGUGCUGGAUGUCAAAAGAUUGUU
Messenger RNA from Phytophthora nicotianae INRA-310, 740 nucleotides. RefSeq lists its product as hypothetical. The transcript has a single exon. Lineage: Eukaryota; Oomycota; Peronosporomycetes; Peronosporales; Peronosporaceae. The coding region runs from base 117 to 515 and encodes 132 amino acids. The record is from RefSeq and is a predicted model, not a curated record.